Petromyzon marinus (sea lamprey) is the source of this 2212-nucleotide messenger RNA. RefSeq lists its product as uncharacterized. Lineage: Eukaryota; Metazoa; Chordata; Hyperoartia; Petromyzontiformes; Petromyzontidae. Gene Ontology annotation, molecular function: protein dimerization activity. The record is from RefSeq and is a predicted model, not a curated record.
CCUGUUACUAUCUCUAUGUCACCAAUGUAAUGUUUGUAGACCCCUUCAUUACAUAUCCACGCCUUCCAUAGUCCAAGUAACUUAUUUCACGUAUGUGUAUAAAGAUAUUUAGGUUUCGCUGGUCUCGUCAUAAAACUGCAAUGAAAAAGCAUCAGGGGAGGCAGCUAUCACAUCUGCCUCACUGAGGGGGGCGUGUCAGACACGCCUCCCUCAGUGAAGACACGCCCCCCUCAGUGAGGCAGCUAUCACAUCUGCCUCACUUAGGGGGGCGUGUCUUGAGCCCACGUAAUUGACGCUCGCUCUCCCUCCACGUUAGCCAGCUCGAGCAAAAAAAUUCCAGUGGCUGCAAAAAUGGAAAACGUUAUAUUUAACCUUAAAAAAUUCUCAAAAUUGGACUUUCAAUCAAAACAGGGAGUGAUAAAUAAUGGAAGACCAAUGCCUGAGCUUAAGGACCUACUUCAAACGAAGGGACAAAAAAUAACAUGGUCGUUUCAAAGGGAGUGGUACCAACGAAAAGACUGGCUGUGUGGCUGUGCUACGAAGAAUCGCCUUUACUGCUUUCCCUGCCUUCUGUUCUCCACUGCCGACAACGUUUGGACUAACGUGGGAUUUUGUGACUUGAAAAAUCUACCAAGGAGCCUCAACAAACAUGAAAAAUCGACAACUCACAUUCAAAGCCAAAUUGCUUUUAAAACUUUUGGAGCUUCAAGGAUAGAUCUGGCUUGGAAUGAACAGCGGAGAUUAAAUAUUAGCAUCCACAAUGCUAAGGUAAAGGAAAACCGUGAGGUUUUAAAAUACCUUAUUAAUGCGACCUGCUUCCUAGCAAAACAGGAAUUAGCAUUUCGUGGUAACAAUGAGAGUGCAAGCUCUUACAAUCGUGGCAACUACAGUGGUACCUCGGUAUACGUCGUUAAUUCGUUCCAGAAGGUAGGACUUUUACCCAAAAUGACACGAGACAACGGAUGUCACAAAGCCCAGGACGGAGCCUCUGUGAUGGCAUCAGAUGUUAAUGGGGUGCAGGCUAAGAUUAAAGAAAAGGAACCUGAAGCCACGUUUACCCAUUGUUAUGGACACAAAUUGAACCUGGUGCUCUCGCAUUCAGCAAAAUGUAUGCCUGAGUGUAAAAGUUUUUUUAAACAGUUGAGGGACCUGCGACGUUUUUCAAUAAAUCGACCAAGCGCACCCCAGCUACUGGACGAUGUUGUGAAGCGACGUUCACCAAGAGCAGCGCCCACGAGAUGGAGCUCAAAUUCUAGACUAGUUCAGACGAUCAGCAGCUACCAAUCUGAUCUGCGUGCUGUGUUCCGGAUUAUUAGCGAAAAUACCGAUAGUUGGGACAAUGACACCCAGAUGACGGCCGCCGGAUAUGAUCUCUGGCUAGAUGAGAGGAAAAUAAUGUUUCAUAACAUUCUGGACAAUAUCAGUAUUCAAAUUAAAGCUGGGAUUGAUCAUUUCGGUGAGCUAACUUUCCUUGGUUUGGUUGAGUGCACGAAAUUUUAUCAAAUGUCACAACAUUUCGAUGACACCAAACUGCAGAGCCUAUCAAAAUAUGCAAGGUACUUUGACUUUGUUAGACUAAAGGCUGACCUUAUCGGAUUGUAUAGUUCACAAAUUAUGAGGAACGAAUGUAAAUCACCCGGACAGCUCCUCAUCUUUUUGACCCAGAAUGAUCUGAUGCAGACGGUUCCCGAGGCGACAAAGUUACUCCAGCUGGUGCUCACUAUACCAGCUACAACAGCGUCCGUUGAAAGGUCGUUCUCUGCUUUGAAACUACUCAAAACAUAGUCGGAAUCGGACUGACCAAGGACGACUUUCAUCCCUGGCAAUCGUCUCUGUUGAGACGGAGAGACUUUUAAAACUAAAAGAGAAUAGAGGACUUCUACAACAAAGUCACUGACAUAUUUGUCCAGAAGGAUAGGCAAAUGGACUUCAUUUGCAAGUAAAGAUAAGACCAUGCAAUAUAUAUUGUCAUUUGUGUUGAAUGAGUAUGAAUACGUGAAUCGAAUACGUACCUGUAUGCGUGUGUUGUAAAGAAUGCUGAUAUGAAAUAUGAAACAUACGGCCACCUAACCAAGAGUCAUUGUGCAACCUGCCAAUUGAAUUGUGAAUUGAAGCUCCCUCUAUCAGGUUCAUAUGUUUGUAAAUCUGGCUCUGAUACUAGCCAGUGCCUCCCCAACCAUUGACCUCACCGCACGUCACUGGUAGGUUCCUA